UUGAGUUGCAGGAACGCGUUCUUUUCUACUUUCCGUUCGAUUUUAUUUCCUUAUUAUUAUUAUUAUUAUUGCUAUUAUUGUUAUUACGAAUUAGUUGCACGUUUCGGUUCGGUUCUGUUCUGUUUAGUUCGGUUUCUCCUUAUUCCAACAGCCACGGCAACAAAUUAAAUUUUAACAAUAUAAUAAUAAUCCCUCCAACUAACUAAAUAUCUUCUCCUUACUUUCGGUUGUCGCUUUGUUUUGGUUGUGCUUUCUUUCAAUUCGGUUUCGCUUCGGUUCGGUUUGUGUCUCGGUUAUUAUUAAAAUAAAUAUACAUACUCGUAAAAGCAAACAUCCAUCCCCCCAGAAAAUUGUUUCGUAAUCGCACUGAAAUCGAAAUCGUGCGAACCAGCAACAAGUUUUCCACGAUCUGAGAUCAGAUCCGUCCAACAUUCAACAUCCAACAGGAAGAAAAGUAAACUUUCGGGCACACAAGCAACCCAUACGUACCCAUACGAGUAUACGGGGUAUACGCGCUCCUAACUAGGCUAUAGAAUACGCCCGAGAUCAGUCCACAGACAGAAAGACUUUUGUGUUCCACUUCGGUUGAUCCACUCCGCGUGCGCCUCAGGAUAGGAUCCCCCUGCAGUAUUAUCUCAAUAUCAACUGUAUACACUCUCCAUCCACUCUCUACAUCUGUCUCUUGAUCAAGUUUUACGCAAAAGAGAAAUCACAGCAGCAGCCACAUUAUGGUCGAGGGUCAGACAGCCGUGCAACAGCAGCCCCAACAGCAGCCACCUACUGGAGGAGCUGCCAACACUGCCAGCAGCAGCAGCACCACCACCACCGCCGCCACCACAGGAGCAGGCGUUGGCGCAGGCGGCGGAUCUACAGGAUCUACGGGAAAUGUGACGACCAAUAGCCAGGCGCAGACAAACGGCGGAACUGCCUCAACAUCGCCAGCAGCUGCCGGUUCUGGUUCGGGUUCAGGAUCGACGACAACUGGAUCGAAUGCCACUGGCCAGGCAUCCAAUGCCAACAAUUCAACAGCGAAUAAUAACAACAACAACAACAGCACCACUGCAAACAACAACAACAAUAACAAUAAUAACAACAACAACGAACCAGAUCCAAAAACUAAUCUGAUUGUUAAUUACUUGCCACAGACAAUGUCCCAGGAUGAGAUACGUUCGCUGUUCGUUAGCUUCGGCGAGGUGGAGAGCUGCAAAUUGAUCCGCGACAAGGUGACAGGCCAAAGCCUGGGCUAUGGCUUCGUGAACUACGUCAAGCAGGAGGAUGCCGAAAAGGCUAUCAACGCACUGAACGGUCUGCGGCUGCAGAACAAAACCAUUAAGGUAUCCAUUGCACGGCCCAGCUCGGAGAGCAUCAAGGGCGCCAAUCUCUAUGUAUCGGGUCUUCCAAAGAAUAUGACACAGUCGGACCUCGAAUCAUUGUUCAGUCCAUACGGCAAGAUCAUCACUUCGCGCAUACUUUGUGAUAAUAUCACCGGUCUCUCCAAGGGCGUUGGCUUUAUACGCUUCGAUCAGCGCUUUGAGGCUGAUCGAGCCAUCAAGGAGCUGAACGGCACCACACCCAAGAACUCCACCGAACCGAUAACCGUCAAGUUUGCCAACAAUCCCAGCAGUAACAAGAACAGCAUGCAGCCACUGGCCGCGUACAUAGCGCCACAGAACACACGAGGCGGUCGGGCAUUCCCGGCGAAUGCCGCUGCCGGAGCUGCAGCGGCAGCAGCAGCCGCUGCUAUCCAUCCCAACGCGGGCCGUUACAGCUCGGUUAUCUCUCGAUACUCGCCGCUGACCAGCGAUCUGAUCACCAAUGGAAUGAUUCAAGGCAACACCAUUGCCAGCUCCGGCUGGUGCAUUUUCGUCUAUAAUCUGGCACCAGAGACCGAGGAGAAUGUGCUGUGGCAGCUGUUUGGACCCUUCGGUGCUGUGCAGUCGGUCAAGGUGAUUCGCGAUCUGCAGAGCAACAAGUGCAAGGGCUUUGGGUUUGUGACGAUGACCAACUACGAGGAGGCGGUGCUGGCCAUACAGUCGCUCAAUGGCUACACGCUGGGCAACCGGGUGCUCCAGGUCAGCUUCAAGACCAACAAGAACAAGCAAACGUAAUUACUAUCCAAGUUGGCUGCUGUUGUCAAUGCCAAUGCGGCGGCGGCGGCCUUGGCGGCCAAUGGUCUGGUGCUCCACAACCAUCGUCAGAACAAUCAGAACAACAUCAGUAGUGGCAUCAGCAAUUCGAACAAUCCACAUGGCAAAUAUGCUAAUCACAACAACAGCGUUACUAGCAGCAACAGACAGCACAACACACACAACAGCAGCAGCAGCAACACGAGCAAGCAGCUGCAGCAGCCACAGCAGCAGAGGCUCCAAUCAACGACUCAAAGCAACAAGCAACAAUCAAUGCCGCCACCUAAGAGAUCAUCAGGAAACAACACUGCAGCAGUCGCAGCAGCAACAGCAGCAGCAGCCACAGCAACAAACAAUAGUACCAGCAACAGCAGCAGCAGCAAUAGCAGCCACAGCCACGCAGUGUCCUCCAAUGGCGAUGCUGGAGCCAGUGCAAGCAAUGGCGCUGCCGCCUCUUCCUCAUCGGCUUCUUCGUCGAGCAACAUAUUGAAAACAUCCACGAAAUUCAUUUACAACAAGCCACAAAAUCAAUUUGAGUUGCUGCAGCAACAGCUGCAGCUGCAGCAGGAAUUCGCUCAGUUUCUGACCAACGUGGCCAGCAGUGCAGUAGGAUCCGGAUCCAGCAGUGGAGCCAGCACAUCAGCAGGAGCAGCAGGAUCCCUGGGUGAAAGCCGGCGGAACGGAGGAGGCGGAGCAGGAGGAGCACUGGGCCUGGGCAUGGGCAUGGGCAUGGGACUGGGAAUGGCAGCCAAUGGAUCGUCAUCGGGUGCUGGUUCUGGCAACAAGAACAUGCCCUCCUGGUCGAAUUGGUUCUUUUAAAGAAACUUUGUUAUAUUAUGUUAUCCCUUAGUUACUCGAGUCAACCCUCAUUAAUUGAUUACCUUCUAUUUACUUCAAAUUAAUUUGUAAGCUGGCUAAGAGGCAAACAUACGGGGCAACUCCUUCGCUCAAGCCAAAGCGAUUAUUUUUUAUCAUUUUGAUAGCUUAAACCAAAGCAUUAUCCUAAAACAAAUCCUAGUUUAAGUUGAUUACUUUUCGACGAAUUAUGAAUUCGCUUUUCGUUUUGUAUCUUAUUCUUCACACAUUAAUUGUUUGACUUUAAUCGGGGGGCAGCAAAUCAAUCGGGCCCGUGAUUAAAUAGUACUACCAAAAUAAGUACAACUUUACCAUUAUAUUUGAUUUGUUAAUGCACUUUUAAAGAAAAACAUCUAACAGAAUGGCUUCCAGAACUGGGUAUAAACUGAGAGAAUCUGAGAGAAGUAAAGCUCUAGUUAAGUUUUUGUUUGGAAUGUGUACUCCACUCUACUCUACUCUAGACAUAUUUUUAAACGAGAGCUGAGUAUAAUAAGUGGAGGAACAUUUUCGAUGGCACUGAGGCCCACAAUCCACCAAAGAAUGAGAAACAAACAUGACAAAUAUUUAAGCUAUAAAUAAAUGUAUAAAUGAGAUACGAAAAAACAGAACUGAAUGCGUAAACAGAUACACGUAGAAGCGGGCGUGCGGUUUGGCAUAUAGUCAGACCAGGCCGUUUUUGCUAAUAGACAAUGCAGAGAAAUGCGAAGGGAAGGCUAGAUAAAAGAAGAUGAAUACGAGAAGCAACCAAACAAGACAUGCAUAUGUUUAUGUUUUAUAUUAAAUGUAUAACUUUUUCUAAAAUAAACGAUGUAUGCAUAAUAUACGUAUAUAUAGACAAGCCCUUUAUUCUAUACCCCCAACCCAUAACAACCCAUAAUGUUCAAUUUGUUCGAGCCUCCCAAACUAAUCUCCUACUCGUCAUAAAGUCAUACUGCCCCAUCCCUGCCCCUGACUCUCUGGUGUCAGUCAGCACAGAAACACAUCUGAACACACAUAAAAUGGCAGCAAGUGCUAAUUGAGAAUUUUUCGAAUACAACGAAUAAAUGUUUAAGAAAAAUCGAAAAAAGCAAACAGGCAAACGGAAAAAGGAUAAAAAUCAUAAAUAAAUAAUACAAGCAAAGUGAGACCAUAAUAGUUAUAAACUAAUCAACGAGUGUAAAGCUAAAACAAAGCCAGCUACAAAAUCUAAGCACGCCAUUCCAAAAAAGAAGCUAAAAAUGUAACUUUAGAAAAAGAUCAGAACAGUCCCUCCCUAGACAAAACAAGCAUAGAAGAAAAUAAAAUGGAAAUGGAAAGCCAGAGCGAGAGCAACGUAACUUAUGUAGAUUGACAAAAAACGCGUUUCAGCAUAACGAAUUUGUUUUAACCCAACUCAACAGCAAUAUCGAAGCAAGCGAAUA
This is a messenger RNA of Drosophila subobscura, 4381 nucleotides long. It is a transcript of the gene Rbp9, whose product is annotated as ELAV-like protein 2. Gene Ontology annotation, molecular function: RNA binding. The record is from RefSeq and is a predicted model, not a curated record. Gene Ontology annotation, cellular component: ribonucleoprotein complex. Lineage: Eukaryota; Metazoa; Arthropoda; Insecta; Diptera; Drosophilidae. The transcript has 8 exons.